AGUAGAAAUAGGAAGCAUUGAAAAUGAGUUCAGAAGGUACCAAGCCCUUGACAUGCUUUAUCCUUGUUAUUAACCUGCUCAUGUAUGCCAUUGUCUUGGCUCUUGCUGCUUGGGCUCUUAAUUAUGGCAUCAAUGAAACCCCUGAAGCAGUGAAAGGACUUUCAGUGCCAGCAAAGAUAUUCCCAAUAUAUUACCCAAUUGGGAAUUUGGCCACUGGUUUUUUUGUAAUUUUGUCACUUUUGGCUGGUCUUGUUGGAAUAGCAUCAUCAUUUUCAGGGCUUUAUGAUGUGUUGGAAUGGAAGCCAUCAAGCUUGUCAUCCGCCGCUGCUUCUUCUCUCACUGCUUGGGCUCUCACUCUCCUUGCAAUGGGGUUGGCAUGUAAGGAAAUCAGCAUUGGUGAUAGGCCUGCAAGCUUGAGGGCAAUGGAGACAUUGAUGAUAAUAUUAAGUGGCACACAACUUCUUUGCAUAGGAACCAUUCAUGCAGGCGUCUCAGCUACAAAGGAUGAAGCCAAGCACUCUGAAGGAUUUUAAUUUUAUAUAUAUAGACAAUAUGUUUUUUAGAACAUCUUCGUUAAAUUAUCCAUCUAACGACUGUUGUUUCAUUAUUAAUUCUAGAGGUGCGGUUAAUGAUGCUAACCCCACCUCCUAGAUUAUAUUUAUAAUAAAACAACAAUCAUCGUUAGAUGAUGAUCUAACGGUUGUUAUGGGACGUCUUUAGAUUUUUAAAUUUAGGGGCGUUCCUAGAUUUCUAGUCAUCUAUAUAUAUUAUCUGUAUAUUUAUGUGUUAUUAUAGAAUGUUGUGUUUGUAUAU
Molecule: messenger RNA, 813 nt
Organism: Dioscorea cayenensis subsp. rotundata (Guinea yam)
Lineage: Eukaryota; Viridiplantae; Streptophyta; Magnoliopsida; Dioscoreales; Dioscoreaceae
Product: membrane protein PM19L-like
Exons: 4
Coding region: 24-533 (169 amino acids)
Source: RefSeq, a predicted model, not a curated record